Molecule: messenger RNA, 711 nt
Organism: Penicillium salamii
Lineage: Eukaryota; Fungi; Ascomycota; Eurotiomycetes; Eurotiales; Aspergillaceae
Source: the annotation of a GenBank genome assembly
AUGGUCGAACUCAGGAAGCGCAAGGCACCUGCCACGGCGGCCCCUCCAGUGGAGAAGAAGCCCAAGGCCGCCAAGCCUCAGGCGGAGCUGGACGAGAAGGAAGAGGUCAAAAGCUCCAAAGUGCCCGAUGUGGGUGAUAUAAUCGACAUUGAAGUCUUCGGGGGGGAAGUGCAGACCAAUGAGGGCGAAACCACCUCCCUGAAGAAACUCCUCGAGGAGAGCAAAACGGGCGUGGUGUUCUUUACAUACCCCAAAGCAUCAACACCGGGCUGCACCAAACAAGCUUGCUUGUUCCGGGAUCAUCAUACUCACUUGACCUCUUCGGGUCUUGCUAUCUACGGUCUUUCUGGGGACUCUCCCAAGGCCAACACCACUUUCAAGACCAGACAGAACCUUCCAUACCCUCUUCUGUGUGAUCCCCAGGCCAACCUCAUUGCAGCUAUUGGUCUGAAGAAAUCCCCCAAGGGUACCGUCCGCGGGGUAUUUGCGGUGGAUAAAAAGGGUAAAGUUUUACUGCGCGAGUCCGGUGGCCCAGAUGCGACUGUCGAUGCUGUUCAGAAGAUUGUUGCCAAUGCGCCAAAGGUCGACCAAGAAUGGGAAGCCGAGCCAGACACUAAGCAGGAUGAAAAGCCAGAUGAAAAGCAGGAUGACAAGCAAGAUGAAAAGCAGGAUGACAAGCAAGAUGACCUGCAGGCUGAUGAAUCCAAGUGA